CUUACAGAAAUGUUAUGUCAGCCAAAGAAUUGGAAAGAAAUACUGAUAUAAAAUUAAAUGUCAGGCCCACCACUGGGAAGAAACCAUACAGAUGUGUUGUGUGUGGUAAAGAAUUUGGAAGAAAGACUUAUCUUAAAAUACAUCACAGGAUACAUACUGGGGAGAAACCAUACAGAUGUGCAGUGUGUAGUAAAGAAUUUCGAAGCAAUAGUCAUCUUAAAACUCACCUUAGAAUACACACUGGAAAGAAACAAUACAGUUGUGUAGUGUGUGGUAAAGAAUUUCAAACUAAUGGUCAUCUUAAAACUCAUCAUAGAACACACACUGGGGAGAAACCAUACAGUUGUCUAGUGUGUAGUAGAAAAUUUGCAAGAAAUGACGAACUAAAAAUUCACCAGAGGACACAUACUGGGGAGAGGCCAUACAGUUGUGUUGUGUGUGGUAAAAAAUUCAAAAGUAAUGGUGAACUUAAAGUACAUCACAGGAUACACACAGGAGAGAAACCAUAUGGCUGUGUAGUGUGUGGCAAAGAAUUUGGAAGAAACAGUUAUCUCAAAACUCAUGAAAGGAUACACACUGGGGAGAAACCGUACAGUUGUGUAGUGUGUAACAAAAAGUUUGGAAGAAAUAGUGACUUGAAAAAACAUGAGAAAAUACAUACUGGGGAGAAACCUUAUAAAUGUGUAGUUUGUGGUAAAGAAUUUCUACGUCGUUAUGACCUUAAAAUACAUAAGAACGUACACACUUGGAGGAAAAAUGUAAAUGUCUGAAAUCAAGCAUGGUGACAUUUUUGUUUUAUGACCAGGUUAAUGGUCUCUUGGUUAGCUCCUUUUUUUAACACCUUUUUUUUUCAUGAAAAACAGUACAUACAAGUAUAUCUUCUUUCUUCCAAAUAGUUUUACUAUUGCAGAUAGGUAGAUAAACAAAGUUCCGUAUAAAAGAGAACUUACUCGUUUAUAAGCAGAGGUGAAAUUUUGGUGAAGUCAGUUUGUCUUGUAAUUUGCUAUAAACUAAUGAAAAUACAUUUGUUUAUUUAUAUUUUCAGACAAAUAACCAAAGAGAAACAUUCUGGUAAUGGAGAUAAAGGUUUUCAGAUUUGUAGCAGGUAAAUUAAAAGAAUUAGUUUAAAAUACGUGAAAAAAAAUACACAUUAUUGUAGUGUGCUAAAAAAAGCAUUUGGAAUUAACAAUAUAAAAUAAUAAACACUGGGGAGAAAGUGUUAGAAACUUAACACCGUGUUGUAUCUUUGACUUGAAAACUAAAGAUACAGGUUGAUUAGAGACAUAAAAUCAACUGUAGAGGAGAUAAUUGUAAAUACAGGCUGUGUAAAUAUCAUUAAAAAACGAGUUAGUAUAUGUACAAUUUACAUGGUGCUUUACUCAGUAUCAAAGUCUUCAACAAGUAAUUUCUAAAAGUGUACUUGAUGUAGCAUUUUUACUUAGUUUUAAAGUUUAACUCACUUUGACAUCCUUAGCUUUACAUUAAUAAUAAUAAUUUGUUCUAAAAUUUUGAAAGACAAGAAUAGAGAGGUAAAAAUGGUGAAGGAAAAAAAAGUCAAGAAAAUAUUGAAUUCUUUUAAACAUCUAGCACUUGUAAAAUUUUUAAAAACAAAAUGGACUGAAGGCUAGAGCAAAUUUGAUUUACUAAUAUACGGUUUGAAAAUCAAACAUUGUCCAUAACUUUGAAUUUUUUUUUUGUUGUUGUUCAGUUUAUAGACCGAAAAUUGUUAUAAUAAAAAAAUUUAUUAUAUUUAUUUUAGUGUCUAAAAAAUUCUGUUAAACCAAUUUAAUUGAAACAGGUAAAAAACUGAAGAAAAAUAUUGUAUUUAUUUGUAAAUAUUUUGAUGCUGCAGUGAUUUUUGUUACACAUUAAUGAUUUCAACACUGUUAAGAGAAAGAGAGUGUAGAAAACUAAACUAUAAAGUUACUGUUUGUUUUCUAAUCUGAUAUGUGAUCCAAGAAAGUUCCAGAUGUGCAGAGAUAUUUAUCUCAAAUAAUAUCUUUACUGGCGGACAUAACUACAUCACCAUCAGGCCUGUACUCAGAGUGUUUGAAAGCAUGCUAAUGUUACAGGGGUUUAGGGGCAUGCCUUUCCUGAAAAUUUAAAACAAAUAGGUUCUAUGAGAUUAAAUCUGGAAGCGAUUCUGCAUGAAAUAUAGCUUAAGUAAUUGCAUGGCUGUUCACAUAAAAUCUAUAUAAGCACAAAAAUAGGGGGUUUGUUUCCCUCCCCCCUGCAUAGGUGCUUGCGUGAUCAUUUGUUCUAUAUCUAUUUUAUUUUCAGGUUUGUGUAUGUGUGCAUUUAAUUUACUUUUUUAAUGCUUUUUAAAACAAUAUUUCAGUUUAUUUUCUUAAUAAGUUAAUAUAUAUGAUAUUAAUUAAUGUAUUGUUUGAAUACACAUACAUGUUUUGAUUAGAUUUAAAAACCUAUGUGAAAAAUUAAUGUCAAAAGAAGUCUCUGUAUCAGAGCAAUGUGACAUUGUUUGGUUACACAUUGUCAAGAGUAAAUAACCAAAUGAUGCGUAGAAUUUCUGAUAGUAGAAAUAAACGAUGCAGAAAUGUUGUGUUUACCAAAGAAUUGGAAAAAAAAUUUGAUCUAAGAAUGACUGUGGGGACCAGAACUGUUAAAAAACCCAUAACAUGUGUUAUGUGUAUGUGGUAAAGAAUUUGGAAGAAAUAUUCAGUUUAAAAGACAUCAUUUUAACUUUUGUUUCCAUCCUUCCAUGUAUUGUGUUGUACAAGUGUAGCAAGUUUCCAUUGUUUAACCCGAUGACCACCGGCUACUAACAUUCUGAGUAGCCAGUGCAAGUCUUGCUAUAUUUCAUUCCACCAAUAAAACUAGUGGAUGAAACUAUUUGAAACUUCAUAAGAACUUUCAUAAAUGCAUGUAGUUUAACUUAAGAAACAUGAAGCCUGUUACUUUUAAUAAAUUUAGUUAUUUUGCAUUAUGAUAUUUAAUAUCUUGGAAAAUUACAUUAGGAAAUGGUAUUUAUAAG
Molecule: messenger RNA, 2992 nt
Organism: Limulus polyphemus (Atlantic horseshoe crab)
Lineage: Eukaryota; Metazoa; Arthropoda; Merostomata; Xiphosura; Limulidae
Product: gastrula zinc finger protein xLCGF3.1-like
Exons: 1
Coding region: 15-770 (251 amino acids)
Biological process (GO): regulation of transcription by RNA polymerase II
Molecular function (GO): DNA-binding transcription factor activity, RNA polymerase II-specific; RNA polymerase II cis-regulatory region sequence-specific DNA binding
Source: RefSeq, a predicted model, not a curated record